Messenger RNA from Salmo salar (Atlantic salmon), 1759 nucleotides. RefSeq names its product protein max. Gene Ontology annotation, biological process: positive regulation of transcription by RNA polymerase II. Gene Ontology annotation, molecular function: DNA-binding transcription factor activity; protein dimerization activity. NCBI's taxonomy places the organism in Eukaryota, Metazoa, Chordata, Actinopteri, Salmoniformes, Salmonidae. The record is from RefSeq and is a predicted model, not a curated record. Gene Ontology annotation, cellular component: RNA polymerase II transcription regulator complex.
GUUGUGUCCAUGUGUAGGCGAAUCACGUGUAGAGAAUCCGUUGGUCGUCAUGUCCCUGCUGUAGGAUUCGUUUCGUUCUUAGUUUCAUUUUGGUUGCUAGCUAUCGCCUGUGUUAAUUUUAAACUAUUUACAUUUUCUCAUACAUUUCACCGAAGAAUGAGCGACAACGAAGAUAUCGAUGUCGACAGUGACGCAGACAAACGAGCACAUCACAAUGCGCUGGAGCGCAAACGUAGGGACCACAUUAAAGACAGCUUCAGCAGUUUACGGGACUCUGUGCCUGCGUUACAAGGGGAGAAGCAAUCUGUCAAACAGGCCUCCCGAGCUCAGAUCCUAGACAAAGCCACAGACUACAUCCAGUACAUGAGACGAAAAAACCACACACACCAGCAGGACAUUGACGACCUGAAGAAGCAGAAUGCACUGCUGGAGCAGCAGGGUGAGUGUGGGCUCAAGGCCCAGGGACAACUGCAGGAGGUCCGUGCACUGGAGAAAGCCAAGGGGAACACUACGCUCCAGGCCAGCUACACAUCCUCUGACAGCAGCUUGUACACCAACCCCAAGGGGAGCACAGUGUCCGCCUUUGAUGGUGGCUCUGACUCCAGCUCUGAAUCAGAGCCAGAGGAGCCGCCCAACAGAAAGAAGCUGCGUGUGGAGCCCAGCUAGACCCCAUCCACAGUGCUAUCACUAGAGACUCUCUUAUCUACCAGCCCACUCCUCCUGUCCAGUCUCUUUCCAGCCUUCUCAUGCCAGUCCAGGAGACAGAGGGAAGACUGUGUGAUAGAGCUGCUAUCAUAUAUACAAUGCUUCAACCUUUCUCUUCCCUCGCCAGCAUAUUGUCACUCCUCUCAUGGCACAGCAACAACUCUCAACACCCCCAAAGUGAGGCAGCUCUGCAGUUUGAAGGAGUUAAUGCGUUUAAAACCUAAUUCUAUUGAUUCAGAAUUGGAUAUGGAGGUGACCAGGUGUACAGCUUUAGUCUAGUUUACAACAAAUAGCCCAAUUUCUCUUUUUAUGUCACCUCAAUGAACCUGUUCAGAGUUUUGAGACUUAGGCAGACUUUUGAGAAAUUGUCCUAAGGAAUAGCUUACCUUGUUAAUAGUUGUACUUUUUCACAAAAUAAUUUGAAGUUGCUUUGGAAAAAAUAUGUAAUGCAACCCUCCUGAAUCAGUGUAGAUGGCUGAUGUUUUCCGUCUUUGAAAUAUUUGUGUAAUCAAAUCCCUAAAUUUAGAGUGAUCGUUAUAUUGAAAUGAAUUUCGUAUCCCAUAUUGUACAUUUUUGUCAUUUAGCUUGACCACUUGUCAAUGGAGAUAGAUAGAUGAACAAUGUUGGCCUCAUUUAAUAUAUUCUCAUCUCACAGGUUCAACACUUUGUUUUUAUUUUUGUUAUUCUCAAGGAAAUUGAGAUUUGAAGAAAAAAAGUUUCUUAAAAUCCAUACUGAGUGUUACACAAUGCAGUUAAAGGUAGUAACCUUUCAUUUUUAUGAAAGGAAAAUAAAUCCAUAUCAGUGUAGUGCAUAACACUAUACUCUUAAAUGUCAAUUCUACAAAGAAAAACUUAUUUGGAAAUAUUUGCCUAUACUGGGAAUGUUUUUCUUUUCUUUUUUUACAGAGAUAAUUAGUGUGUACAAAAUAGAUAUUUGAUUGAUUCCAUUCCAUGGAAAUUACAGAUAUGUUGUACAUACUGCCAACAAUUGUCUUGGAAGUUGAGGCAUACCUUUGCUAUGAGACUAUUAUAAAUAAAACUAUUUUAUCCUUUA